This is a messenger RNA of Pieris rapae (cabbage white), 2952 nucleotides long. RefSeq names its product guanine nucleotide-binding protein G(o) subunit alpha (gene Galphao). Gene Ontology annotation, cellular component: heterotrimeric G-protein complex. Bases 373 to 1437 code for a protein of 354 amino acids. Gene Ontology annotation, biological process: adenylate cyclase-modulating G protein-coupled receptor signaling pathway. The transcript has 8 exons. Gene Ontology annotation, molecular function: GTP binding; G protein-coupled receptor binding; G-protein beta/gamma-subunit complex binding. Lineage: Eukaryota; Metazoa; Arthropoda; Insecta; Lepidoptera; Pieridae. The record is from RefSeq and is a predicted model, not a curated record.
UCAGUCGAGCGGGGCGCGGUCGCUGUCAGUCGUCACGGAGUGUAGCUGGUGCUUGUCAUACGGCCGCCAUUAUCUCAUACAAAUUCACAAAAUCAAUUUAAUUGUACGUAUCGUUACGCGUUAAAGUGUAGUGGAUGAAGUAAUUGUGAAAAUCACGAGAUUGUAAUACAUGCUACUGUGCUGUGUCAUCAAGUCAAGCUUGUGCUAAGUGGUAACAGUUAGGUUACAGUGUUGAGUGUUAGCCAAGUAGGGUGGCUCCGGUAAAACCGGAGGCGCAGGACGCGUGUGGAGCGUAUGCAGAGGGAGCGGUGAGAUCGCGCCCGGCUCGGGAGUCGGGGCGAACGGCGGCUGGGCUAAGGAACAACUGCCGACAUGGGGUGCACUCAGUCGGCUGAGGAACGCGCGGCAGCCGCUCGGAGUAGGCAGAUUGAAAGGAACUUGAAAGAAGAUGGAAUCCAAGCUUCCAAAGAUAUAAAACUUUUGCUGCUAGGUGCUGGUGAAUCUGGAAAAAGUACGAUAGUUAAACAAAUGAAAAUUAUUCACGAGAGCGGCUUCACAAAUGAGGACUUCAAACAAUACCGGCCGGUGGUUUAUAGCAAUACAAUCCAGUCACUUGUCGCCAUUCUGCGCGCGAUGCCUAAUCUGGGCAUCACCUAUGGGAACAAGGAUCGUGAGAGUGACGGCAAGAUGGUGUUCGACGUCAUCCAGCGAAUGGAGGACACGGAGCCGUUCAGCGAGGAACUGCUGGCUGCCAUGAAGAGGCUCUGGGCUGAUGCCGGUGUUCAGGAGUGCUUCGGGCGUUCUAACGAGUAUCAACUCAACGAUUCAGCUAAAUAUUUCUUGGAUGAUCUGGAUCGGUUAGGCGCCAGGGAUUACCAGCCCACGGAGCAGGAUAUCUUAAGAACCAGAGUCAAAACCACCGGAAUCGUAGAAGUUCACUUCUCCUUCAAAAACCUUAACUUUAAAUUGUUCGAUGUGGGUGGUCAACGGUCGGAACGGAAGAAAUGGAUCCAUUGCUUCGAGGACGUGACCGCGAUCAUAUUCUGUGUCGCCAUGUCCGAGUACGACCAGGUGUUGCACGAAGAUGAGACAACGAACCGUAUGCAAGAGAGUCUGAAACUGUUCGAUUCGAUCUGCAACAACAAGUGGUUCACCGACACCAGCAUCAUCCUCUUCCUCAACAAGAAGGAUCUCUUCGAGGAGAAGAUCCGCAAAUCGCCUCUCACCAUCUGCUUCCCGGAGUACACGGGUGCCCAGGAGUACGGCGAGGCGGCCGCCUACAUCCAGGCGCAGUUCGAGGCCAAGAACAAGUCCACCACGAAGGAGAUCUACUGCCACAUGACAUGCGCCACCGACACCAACAACAUCCAGUUCGUGUUCGACGCCGUCACCGACGUCAUCAUCGCCAACAACCUCCGCGGCUGCGGCCUCUACUAGGCUCGUCCGGCGUCCCGGCGUCCUCCGGGCGCGUCCGGCGCCGCGACGGCGUCGCGAAACUCUCCGAAGGUCUCGUUUCUUUCGGCGAUGUAGUUUUCUUUCGAUUGUUUUUCCGCUUCGGAAGGGUUUCCCGCGCCGCUCCUCCGUAUUCGUUCGUCGUUUUCCGUUCGUGUCGAGAUGCGCCGCCGCGGCCCUUCGGCGCGUCCAGAGUUCGGUUCUACCGGUUCGGUUCGGGUGCCGGACGCGUCGGUCGGGUCGGACGCCCUCGAGCUCGUCGUCUCGCGGCCCGUCCCCGAAGGGACCGAGGCGGCGCCGAUCGGCGAGAGGCCUACUAUCAUUCCAUUGACCGUUCCUCUCCUGAGAUAUUUAUUUUUUAUAAACUUUACGGUGUCUCGCGUUUCUUUCGUGUUCGUGUUUUCCCUAUGUCGCUCUGCGAACAACUGUGAACGAGGUCCGCGCGUCGGAGGCGAGUUUGGCGGAGCCGGGCGAGCGAGACGCGCAUGUAGAGCUGUCUCCGCUCGCGGGUCGGCGCCGGCUCCGUUAUAUAUACUAUUUAACAUAAUUUAUUAUCGAUAAUAAAGAAAUCUUACUUUAAGCGUUAGGACAGUAACCGUACGGAUAAACCUUAAUUAAUAAUAAUAAUGCAAUUAGAGUAACCUUCGCCGUCGUCGUAGUCGAGCGGUUCGUUCGCACCGCGUCGACGCGUCGCGCGGAGAGCGGUCGCUCGAAGGAAGCGCGCGGACCGCUCCCUCCCUCUGCCGAACCAAAGAUUUCCGAUGCUUUCGAUUCAUUCAACCGAUCACCGAUCACCGAUCGCUCCUGACGGCUGACUAUUUUUCGUUGAUCCGGUCGCCGUUCGUUCAAAUCGGUCGAGCGGUCCGCGGACGAGCGUCGGCUCGCUUGUUGCUAGGUAGGUUUUUUACUGUUAUGUAACGAUGUGUGUCGGGAGAGCGAAGUAAUAACCAUUAGCGCAGUUGACGUCGAGCGCCGUCUCUCUUCGCCCGAGCGAAUGAGCUGCCGCUGUUCCAUCGCUCCAAACUUUUAUUUGUAAGGCUCCUCACUCCGCUGUCGAAGCUCAAAUCUGGCGAAUGCGUUUCGGCAAUCGCUUGUUCAUUUUUGCCAAAGUUGAUAUUCCUAUACGUUUGAAGGACUGGCAUUCGGCGAGAGUCUUUAGAUUUGGUCGACAUGAACUUGGCGCACGCGAGAGCCGCGGGCUUCGGCCUUCGGCUGGAGACGUGGAGAAGUGGAGAAGCGACGAGGCCGAGCGGCUCGAGUCGAACAAAUGUUUAAAGAAAUAAAAGUUUUAGUCACUAGCGGGUAAUUUUUGAAUGUGAUUCAAUCUUAUCUUUAUUUUUCUAUAUCGAGUGACUUUAUUGUUAGUUUAUUUUUCAAAUUGUGUUUUGUAAUGCAUUUAUUGAGAGCGAUGUAUUUAACCAACGAUGUAAUUAAAACAAUAUUUUCUCUUUUGUAUCUCAUCUGCACUGGUAUUUUUUAUUGAAUUUACUAUAAAUGUAC